AUGCUCAACAGCUAUCACCGCGGUAUCGAUGAAGGAGACAGGGAAGAUAUGGAGAUCGGCAUGAGGGAAGACAGGGCCGAAGACCAAUUGAGAGAGCACAACAGUGACAAUGUGCGGGCAGAGGGGGGUCUCCAGUCAGCCGGAGACAUGAAGAGGAGGAGGGACCUUUAUACAGAGUUGCUAUGGGAUAGAUUCCAAUCUCGACCUCGCCGAGGGAGACCAAGAGGCUCGCGUGGAGUGCAGGAGGGCAGGAGACGGUUAGUGUAG
Molecule: messenger RNA, 267 nt
Organism: Cryptococcus wingfieldii CBS 7118
Lineage: Eukaryota; Fungi; Basidiomycota; Tremellomycetes; Tremellales; Cryptococcaceae
Exons: 1
Coding region: 1-267 (88 amino acids)
Source: RefSeq, a predicted model, not a curated record